Gavia stellata (red-throated loon) is the source of this 489-nucleotide messenger RNA. Its product is annotated as cytochrome c oxidase copper chaperone. Gene Ontology annotation, molecular function: copper ion binding; copper chaperone activity. Gene Ontology annotation, cellular component: mitochondrial intermembrane space. Lineage: Eukaryota; Metazoa; Chordata; Aves; Gaviiformes; Gaviidae. The transcript is spliced from 3 exons. Bases 51 to 254 code for a protein of 67 amino acids. Gene Ontology annotation, biological process: mitochondrial respiratory chain complex IV assembly. The record is from RefSeq and is a predicted model, not a curated record.
UCUCGCCCCGUUCUCCCCCGCAGGCUGUGGCCGCCGGGGAGCCGCCCGCCAUGUCGACGGUUGCUGCCGCCAGCUGCGACGCCAAGGGCGCGGGGGAGGCGCGAGAAGAGAAGAAGCCGCUGAAGCCCUGCUGCGCCUGCCCCGAGACCAAGAAAGCGCGGGACGCCUGCAUCAUUGAGAAGGGGGAAGAAAAUUGUGGGCACCUAAUUGAAGCUCACAAAGAGUGUAUGAGAGCUCUGGGCUUCAAGAUAUGAGUGAGAUGAGCAGGACUGUGGAUAUGAUGAUGUCUGUGGUGUGACUGUGUUCUGGAAAGCUGCAAAAUAAAUGAUUUCUGCAAGUUACUUCAAAGAACAAAUAUAAACAAAGAAUCUAUUUAUAUAAAGAGUCUAAUGAUAGCCUGUGCGUCACAUCUAUGGCUUUUCCCCUGUUAGCUCUUGACCGCUGCUAUAGAAAAUGUAUUUUUUCCUCUUAAUAAAAGUCUGAAAAUGA